UUUUUUUUUCUCUCUGAGUCAUUCCUUCCUUCUUCUUUUUGGUGCCUGUAUCUCUUUUACUUUUUUUUUUUAUGAAACAAACUGGUUUAACCAUAGUCAUCAAAGUCGGCACUACGUCUAUUUGUGAUGAAAAGUCUCACUUUCCUAUUUUAUCCAAUCUAUCCGGUUUGGUAGAAACUGUCCUCAAGUUAAAAUCACUCCAACAUCGUGUCAUUGUCGUCACUAGUGCUGCUGUUGGAACUGGUCUUCGACGUUUAAACAUUGCUGAAAAACCUUCUCAAUUAGCUGCUAGACAGGCUGUGGCAGCUGUUGGUCAAGGUCGUUUGAUGGCUCUCUAUGAUGAUCUCUUUGGACAAUUCAACCAACCAGUUGCUCAAAUUUUACUUACCAAGAAUGAUUUAUCCGAUCGUUCUCAAUAUUUGAAUGCUGUCAGUUGUUUGGAAGAAUUAUUAUCUAUGGGUGUUGUUCCUAUUGUCAAUGAAAAUGAUACUAUCUCUACUCAAGGAAUUCGAUUUGGUGAUAAUGAUACGUUAGCCGCCGUGACAGCAGGAAUGAUCAAGGCAGAUUAUCUAUUCUUAUUGACCGAUGUGGAUUGUCUUUAUACUGAUAAUCCUCGUACAAAUCCUGACGCUCGUCCUGUUCUUUUAUGUGAUGAUAUUGCUUCUUUGAAAGACAAAGUUUCUGUGGCUUCUGGAGGUUCAGCACUAGGUACUGGAGGCAUGAUUACCAAACUGAUCGCAGCAGAUUUAGCAACUGCAGCAGGCGUGGCAACGAUCAUUACACAUGGAUCCAAGGCAAGCAAUAUCACUACUAUCAUCGAUGACGAUCAAACAAAUAAACCAUUACAUACCAAAUUCAUGGCCAAGAAUAACCCAAUGUUGGAUCGCAAAUGGUGGAUUUUACAUGGAUUACAUACAGCGGGUACUAUCUAUAUCGAUGCUGGUGCUGCCAAGGCUGUAGUAACUCAAGGACUUCGUAGUAGUCUUUUCGCUGCAGGUAUUGUCGACGUCCAAGGUACUUUUAAUGCUCAUCAAGCUGUCCAAAUCUGUUUACGGAAAGACAAGUCAUCAUCGGAUGUGAUCAUUGGAAAAGGAUUGGCCAAUUACUCUAGCUCGGAAAUCAGUCGGAUCAAGCGUUGUAAUAGUUCGGAAAUUGCAAGUAUCUUGGGUUAUGUCAAUGCAGAUUGUGUUAUCCAUAGAGACAAUCUGGUUCGUGUGGUGGAAGAACAAGAGAUUUUAUGAUUCUUUUUUUUUCUUCUUUUAGUUUAGCACUAGUUGAUUCCCCAUUUCCCUCUUUUUUUUUUUUGUAUAGUUUUAUUUUCCAUUUUUU
Halteromyces radiatus is the source of this 1329-nucleotide messenger RNA. RefSeq names its product glutamate 5-kinase. Bases 72 to 1241 code for a protein of 389 amino acids. The record is from RefSeq and is a predicted model, not a curated record. The transcript has 4 exons. Gene Ontology annotation, molecular function: RNA binding; glutamate 5-kinase activity; ATP binding. Lineage: Eukaryota; Fungi; Mucoromycota; Mucoromycetes; Mucorales; Cunninghamellaceae. Gene Ontology annotation, cellular component: cytoplasm; cytosol.